Molecule: messenger RNA, 3446 nt
Organism: Molossus molossus (Pallas's mastiff bat)
Lineage: Eukaryota; Metazoa; Chordata; Mammalia; Chiroptera; Molossidae
Gene: CLK4
Product: CDC like kinase 4
Exons: 12
Coding region: 2196-3101 (301 amino acids)
Biological process (GO): regulation of RNA splicing; protein phosphorylation
Cellular component (GO): nucleus
Molecular function (GO): protein tyrosine kinase activity; ATP binding
Source: RefSeq, a predicted model, not a curated record
GGGGGAUUUAGGGAGACGGUGCUGCCGCCAUUUUGUGGGGUUUUUGUUGCAGGGUCUUGAGGCAGAAGGCGGCAGUUUGGCUUCAUUUCUCGGCCAGAGAGCUUUUUGCUUUUACAGAGAUGCGGCAUUCCAAAAGAACUCACUGCCCUCAUUGGGAUGGUAGAGAAAGCUGGGACCGUGAAAGCUACAGUGAAAGCCACAAACGGAAGAGGAGAUCCCACAGUAGUACACGAGAGAACAGGCAUUGUAAACCACAUCACCAAUUUAAAGAAUCUGAUUGUGCUCCAUGUGCAUCCCUCUUGAAGCUUCGCACUCUGUUGAAGAGGACACUCAACCCAGUCAUUAUUUAGAAGCAAGGUCCUUGAAUGAGAGAGAUUAUCGGGACAGGAGAUACGUUGAUGAAUAUAGAAAUGACUACUGCGAAAGAUACGUUCCUAGGCAUUAUCACAGAGAUGUUGAAAGCAAUUACCGAAACCACUGCAGUAAAUCUUCAGUCCAAAGCAGGAGAAGCAGUCCUAAAAGGAAGCAUAAUAGACACUGUUCAAGUCAUCAGUCACAUUCGGUAUGAGUGAUUUUGUUUUUAUUUGGGGUGGAUACUUAUUUGUGUGUAAAGCUCUUAAUGGGCCAGUCAAGUUUGGGAAAUUUAUAUAAUACUGGUUUAUAUUGUGUUUAUAUCUCUUGAAUCCUUAAAAGAAAUUUCCAAAUUCUCAUAGCUAAUCUGUAUUUAUUAGCUAGUCCUCAUUUGUCCAUAUUUACUCAUUUCCCAUAGACUACAUCAUGGGUUUUUUGAUUUUAAUAUUAAAAAUAUUCUGUUUUUAUGUUUUAUAAUACCGUAUGAAAUAAUGAACCCCCAUCUUUCAUUUUGAACAUAUUUUUACUCUAAAAGAGACCCUUUUUCUGAUACUUGGAAGCAAAUAGAGAAAGUUGCACAGGUGGAUACUUAAAUACCCUGUGUCUAGUGUAGUCCCAUAGCACACUGCAUUAUUGUCUGCAAUUAGUUCCAUUGAAGUUCUGAAGAUGGGUGCUGAGUGGGAAAUAUAUUUUUAAAAACCUAACCUGCCCCCCUUUUUUUAAACUCAGACCUGUUUGAUCAGUAAACUUUGAAAUGCUAUUUUCCUCCCCAAGUUUUCUUCAGUAAAACUAGCUUUGAUUAAAUUGAGCAUUGAAAUUAACCAGCCAUUAUUUUUCCCUUUUAUUUUAAUCAUGUGUAUUUUAAUAUAUUGCUAAAUAAACAGUUUCAACUUAUCUUGGACAUUUUUUUUUGACAAACUAGACAUCUCAACUCAGCAUAUGCUAUUUUACAGCAAGAGAUUAAUAGAACAUGACAGUACAUUCUUUAAUUUCAGACUUCAAUUAAAUCAGUAUUUUAAACAGACAAUUGUGUUGUUUUUUUUUCUAUUGUCACUUUAAGUAUCUUAUCUGAAAAUCUGUUCCUUGCCAUGUUUUUCUUCUGUAACAUAAACUGUGCCCUGUGAAUUUCUGGGGACUGAAUUUGAAAUUGCUCCUGCCAACUGUUCGUGGCCUGGUGCUUAUCUGAAUGCCUGAAUAUCUCCCCGCUGAAUGAAUUGCGUAUUCUGCCCUGAAUUCACUCUGAUAUAUUGAUUGGCUGGACGAUCUUGGUGCUGCCCACUUGCCGUUCCAGAAGAGCCACCGAAGGAAAAGAUCCAGGAGUAUAGAGGAUGAUGAGGAGGGUCACCUGAUCUGUCAAAGUGGAGACGUUCUAAGAGCAAGAUGUAUAGAAUAUUUUUCAACACUUUUUAAACUUUGCAGACAGAAUAAUCUUUUUAAGAAUAGUUUGUCAGCGGGGGGCUAAGGAACUCUUCGUGGCUUUUUUUUGUUUUGUUUUUUUUGUGGGUUUUGUUUUUUUGUAUUUCUUCUUUUCUGUAGAAUUUAAAUAUUUCUACUCUAAAGUUCCAACAUAAUCAGUGGAAUUUGAGAUUAGAUCAAGAAAGAUAUAGCUCUAUCUAAUUGUCUUUGUAGCAGCUGAAAAGAAUAAUUUGAGUGCUGAAACCUUAGUUAUGCUUUGAUAAAGAAUCUUUUGGAAAUAUUCCACGCUUAAGCAUUCAUUAUUUGAGUAACUAGAUAAUUAGUGUUCAGGUGCUUACACCUUUUUCUCCCCUCUCACUUUAGAUGAAAUCGUGGACACUUUGGGUGAAGGGGCCUUUGGCAAAGUUGUAGAAUGCAUUGAUCAUGGCAUGGAUGGUAUACAUGUAGCAGUGAAAAUUGUAAAAAAUGUAGGUCGAUACCGUGAAGCAGCUCGUUCAGAAAUCCAAGUAUUGGAGCAUUUAAAUACUACUGAUCCCAAUAGUGUCUUCCGAUGUGUCCAAAUGCUGGAAUGGUUUGAUCAUCAUGGUCAUGUUUGUAUUGUAUUUGAAUUGCUGGGACUUAGUACCUAUGAUUUCAUUAAAGAAAAUAGCUUUCUACCAUUUCAAAUUGACCACAUCAGGCAGAUGGCAUAUCAGAUCUGCCAGUCAAUAAAUUUUUUGCAUCAUAAUAAGUUAACUCAUACAGAUCUGAAGCCUGAAAAUAUUUUGUUUGUGAAGUCUGACUAUGUAGUCAAAUAUAAUUCUAAAAUGAAACGUGAUGAACGCACACUGAAAAACACAGAUAUCAAAGUUGUUGACUUUGGAAGCGCAACGUACGAUGAUGAACAUCAUAGUACUUUGGUAUCUACACGGCAUUACAGAGCUCCAGAGGUCAUUUUAGCUUUAGGUUGGUCUCAGCCUUGUGAUGUUUGGAGCAUAGGUUGCAUUCUUAUUGAAUAUUACCUUGGUUUCACAGUCUUUCAGACUCAUGAUAGUAAAGAACACCUGGCAAUGAUGGAACGAAUAUUAGGACCCAUACCAACACACAUGAUUCAGAAAACAAGAAAACGCAAGUAUUUUCACCAUAACCAGCUAGAUUGGGAUGAACAUAGUUCUGCUGGUAGAUAUGUUAGGAGACGCUGCAAACCAUUAAAGGAAUUCAUGCUUUGUCAUGAUGAAGAGCACGAGAAACUGUUCGACCUGGUUCGAAGAAUGUUAGAAUAUGAUCCAAUGAAAAGAAUUACCUUAGAUGAAGCAUUGCAACAUCCUUUUUUUGACUUAUUAAAAAAGAAAUGAAAUGGAAAUCAGUGGUCUUACUGUAUACUUUUCUAGAAGAGAUUACUUAAGACUGUGUCAGUCAAGUCUAAACAUUCUAAUAUUUUUGUAAACAUUAAAUUAUUUUGUACAGUUAAGUGUAAAUACUGUAUAUUUUGUAUCAAUAGCAUAAUGAUCUUGUUAAGCAAGUAUGGUCUUGAUAAUAAAUGAAAUAUAAAAGUUAGUUUUCCUUUUUGAGAUUAACAUUUUUAAAGACCUUUGGAAUAUAUUUUGUGUUCAGUGAUAAAUGUGAUUGUUCUUGUUGACUCUUUAAAGUGAUUUUUUUUUUUUUUUUUUUUUUUUAGUGAAAGGAAAUCUUGACUAUUU